AUGAACUUCUCCAGCACCACCGCAUUGAUGAUGGUCUUGGCGUCGCUGCCUCCGGCCAACAGCUACUUGCGGCACGAGUCCCGGAACUGCUUUGCCAAUACAAAGGGCCGGCCCGCUUCGCUCAGCUCCAGUGACCAGAAGCGCUGCCUGUGUUGUUCGGGGCUGAGGCCGACCCUCUGGAGGAUGGCUCCAACCCUCCCGGACUUACUGAAGAUCACAAACUUGCGGAUACGGAUGGAAAAGUUGCAAACUUUAGAUGAUGAUCUGUUUGAUGAGCGAGAGGGGGUGAAAAAGAAAUACUAUUAUGCUCUAUACGACAUGGUUGUCCGUGGAAACUGUUUCUGCUAUGGCCACACCUCUAAGUGUGCGCCAGUCGGCGAUGAGCCAGGGGUCGAGGGCAUGGUUCAUAGUCAUUGCAUGUGUAAUCACCACACCACUGGACUGAACUGUCAAGAGUGUGAGGACUUUUACCAAGAUCUGCCCUGGAGACCAGCAGUGGGCCGAGAGACAAAUGCUUGCAAGAGAUGUGAGUGUAACCAUCACUCGCAUUCCUGUCAUUUCGACAUGGCGGUGUAUCUGUCAUCGGGAAAUAGAAGUGGAGGAGUGUGUGAUGACUGUCAGCACAACACAGAGGGCCAGUGGUGUGAGAACUGCAAGCCCUUCUACUACAAGCACCCUGGCAGGGACAUCAGAGACCCCAGGAUCUGUGAGCCCUGUGAUUGCCCACGUGGUUCUCUGAACGGAGGCUUAUUUGACAGUGCUACACAUGUUCUAAGAGAUAUGAUUGCCGGACAGUGUCGUUGAAAUGUGGAGGGACAACAUUGUGACCACUGUAAAAAGGGACACUAUGGACUCAGUGACGACCCAUUAGGCUGUCAGCCAUGCAGCUGUAAUCCUCUAGGUACAUUCCCAAAAGGAAGCCCCUGUGAUAUCACAAGAAGUUGCUACUGCAAACAUCUUGUUACCGGACUAAACUGUGACCUGUGUCUGCCACAGCACUGGGGUCUCAGUAAUGAUAUGGAUGGCUGCAGACCUUGUGACUGUGACGUAGGUGGGGCUUUGAAUAAUAAUUGUUCUUGGGAGACAGGGCAGUGUGCAUGUAAGAAACAUAUGUUUGGUAGGCAUUGUGAUCAGGUGCAUUCUGGGUACUACAUUCCGGCACUGGACCACUAUAUUUAUGAAGUUGAGGAAGCUUCGUUUGGACCAGAAGUAAAAGUGGUUCAAAGAGCGUUACCUUUGGAUCGUAAACCUACCUGGACGGGUAAUGGAUUUGUGAAUAUAGCAGAGGGUGAAACACUGAGGUUAAACAUUUACAAUUUACCACGAUCUAUGGAAUACAACUUAAUGAUCCACUGUGAACCACUGUUGCCAGAUGAAUGGGAGAAGGUUGUAGUACAGAUAGGGUGCCCCAGGGACACUUACCCAUCAGCACACUGCACUUCUACAUAUAGAGAUGAGCAGACCAUCUCACUGCACCCUGGAUCCAGAUAUGUAGUUCUGCCUGGUCCAGUGUGCUUGGAGAAGGGUCAGAAUUACACAGUAAAGAUUAACUUCCGCCAGUACUCAUCAUACAGCUAUCACACUUCUCCUCACACACUUGUUGAUUCAAUGGUGCUUUUGCCAGAGGUGCAAGACCUGAAUCUAUUUUCUGGUGGAGCCCAGCAGUGGGAAAACUGGGAGAUGUUCCAGAAAUACCGAUGUAUGGAACGCACUCAGGGUGUUAUUAAAAUCCCCUUAACGGAUAUUUGCAAAGAUUUUAUCUUCAGUGUGUCGGCACUACUGCACAAUGGAGCUCUUGAGUGUAAGUGUGACCCCCAAGGUUCUCUGAGCACAGUGUGUGACAAUAUCGGUGGACAGUGUCAGUGUCAACCCAAUUUUAUAGGUAGGAACUGUGACACCUGUGCCCCGGACACCUACCUAUUUGGACCCUCAGGAUGUAGACGGUGUGACUGUAACCCACUUGGCUCUCAGAACCCUUUCUGCCACCCCACGACGGGCCAAUGUUUAUGUGUGCCAGGGGCAUAUGGGCACCAAUGUGGCAACUGUAAGUCGGGCAAACUGGUUACGGGCGAGUGUCUGAACUGCAGGGGUCACACCACAGGCCACAACUGUGAGAGGUGCGGCGGACAGCAUCAGAGAUUUGGAUGCGUGUCUCUAAUUCAUGUCAAUAAAGCUGUCUCUGACCCAAAAAGUACGGUUGAAGAAUCUGCUCAGAUACGGAAAGCUGCUGAGACCAAACUAGAGAGCAAAGAGGAAGAAUUUAACCGGACGCAUCAGCUGCAUUUACAGAGGCUGGACAAAACUGGAUCUGAAAUGGACUCCAUAGACCUUUCACAACUAAGCCAUCGGCUGUGUGGAGGGGCGUCUGCUCUAGAUGGUUGCGGAAACUGUGGUGGUCUGGGAUGUGUGAGCGAGGAUGGCAUGUCCCAGUGUGGGGGGGAAGGAUGUGAGACCAUUGUGACUCAAAUUCAAGAGACCUUGAACAAAGUCAAAAACCAAGAUGCCCUGCACGCUAUAGGAGAAAUAAGCAAGCUUAGCAAGAUGGUGUCAGAUGCUCGAGGACAUGCAGAUAAGGCCAAGCUUAAUGCUCAGGAUGUGUUAGUGAGAGCCAAUCAGAGCAAGGCACGAGUGGAACAGACCAAUGAGGAGCUCAGAGACCUCAUUCAGCAAAUACGAGACUUCCUCACAAACGAAACUGAUCCAAAGCGUAUAGAGGAAGUAGCUGAUGAGGUGAUGAAACUGAGUUUGCCAGUGUCAGUGCCUGGUGCUCUGAAGAACGUGACCACAUAGAUCCGCGAGCAUGUGGCCAGACUGACACAGGUGGAUGAUAUUCUGGCCCAGACGGCAGAGAACGCACACACUGCACAGAGACUCAUGCAAGAAGCACAGGCUGCCGAUGAGAGAGCUACUGCACUGAAACAGGCCACUGAUGAGGUGAAGGAAACUCUAGAGGAUACUGAGCGUGCUCAGACUGCUGCCAGCGAAAAACUGAAAGAGGUGGAGAAAGACAUAAACCAAACAAAACAUCAAAUCGCUGAUGUACAAUCAAAAACUGAAGCGACUGAGUUCAAACUGAGUUUGAGCACAAGAACACUUCUGGAUAUUGAGAGAGAGGAGUUUGACUCACUCAUGCAACAUGAGUACAAACUGGCGAGUGGUGUCAUAGAUCAGAAGGGAGCAGCUGUGUUUAAUGCUCAUCGGAAAGCUGAGCAACUCCGUCAGGAGGCAAAGGAUCUACUGAAAGAUGCCACAAAGAAACUAGAGAGACUGAGUGAGUUGGAGAAAUCAUUUGUGGCAUAUCAGCGCAUUCUGGUGGAGAAAGCACAAGAGAUGGAUGGGCUGGAGAGUGAGGCCAGAGAUGUACUGCAAGAUCUCAGUCAGAAAAUCACUAUCUACAGCACCUGCGCUUAACUAUAUGAUCAAAGAUGAAUGGAUAAUGUUAUAAGCUCAGACUUUAAUCAGAUUUCAACCAUGUAAAUUUGCCUUUUCUAUGAAACUAUGAAGAAACACAUCUAGUUAACUGUGUCCUAUAUCUAUGAGGAAUAUUGCAGUGUGCAAUAUCAAGCCCCAUCCAUUGUUGUGAACAGCAAAUCAGGUUGGAUCUUCUUGAUAAAACUAAGCAUGGUAACAAUGAAAUGCCAAAAUAAAAAAUCCAUUAAAUUAUGUGAUGAAGCGAUAAA
Molecule: messenger RNA, 3680 nt
Organism: Carassius gibelio (silver crucian carp)
Lineage: Eukaryota; Metazoa; Chordata; Actinopteri; Cypriniformes; Cyprinidae
Gene: lamb1b
Product: laminin, beta 1b
Biological process (GO): basement membrane assembly; cell migration; substrate adhesion-dependent cell spreading
Cellular component (GO): laminin trimer
Molecular function (GO): integrin binding; extracellular matrix structural constituent
Source: RefSeq, a predicted model, not a curated record